CUAACAAACAGAGACAAGAUGGUGAGUAGGGAGUUGGGUAAUCCGACGGGCUGGUGCUGGGUAUGCGGGGUUUACGUGUGGCCGCGAAGGACUGUGGCACCCGUGCGAACCUGGCUUGCAUGCUCGGACGAAGAGGGGUAACAACUUUGGGUUGUUGUUUCUGCCUGCUCAACGUCGAGUUCACGUGGUCUGAGCCGGCCGAUCCGGACGAUCUGGACAGGGAUAUCGAGUGGCUGAUCAUCCAAGCGUGGAGAUCGGACGUGGAGGGAGAACUGUUAGGGAUCUUGUUUGGAGAGGUGAGCGUUGAUCACUUCGGGCCGAUCAUGGAGGAACUGUUGGUGCCUCUCGCGCAGCUCCUCGACGAUCUGCCCCUUGACAUUCUUUAUCAGAAACACAAGAGCCCGGAGCAAGGUACGCUAGAGCGGACACCAAAGCCUCAAUUGUUCUCGACAUGCCUUGCUAAGUACGACGACCAGAGUCGAUCCUAUCCGUCAUCGGUCCCCUACCUGGAUAUGGAGGAGAUCGUCGAUCAGUUCUUUUGGGAAGUGAUCGCGUCGCAGAACAAGGAGGAAGGGAGACCGGAAUCGGGGAGGAAUUGGCAUUUUGGGCGAGCAGUUAUGGCGGCGGGGGAUACGGGAAGGGCUCGCGGGCGAGUGGUCAUUGGCGGGAGGGGUCGUGCUCUUUCGGCGGCGGACGUGUACAACGUGGCAGUGCUGAGGUACCGUGUUGUUCUGGACCGAGCUGCGCUUGACACGUUGGAAAAGGAGGUCAAGGCAGCGCCAGCUGGCAAAGAGGAUGGCACAGGUGUGGCCGGGGCCGACAGCCAAGAAGGAGAUCCUAGGGCUCUGCACGUGGCGGCGAUUGCGGAGAUCAGGAAGUCUGUGGGCGGCGGUACUCGCCCCGACGACCGCUGGGCAGAGGAGGAGACACGUGCUGCUGCCGUCGGCAAGUUGAUCGAGAUGAUGCGAUCCAGGGCCGGGAUCGGGACCCGGCUCGUGCGUCUUCUUGAGCACUUUCUCAAUCAGGAUGAUUGGCAGGAGGAGCCGGCGCGGGGUGCAGGCGGCGAUGGAGCCGUGUGCGCAUCUCUCGCGUCUCCGCCUUGUCUUUCUGCGAAAGAGAGGGCGGCACUGAGCGCCGGGAUCAGCGCCGCGAUCGGGAUCGCCGCGAUUGCGAUCCACGCAGCUCAGACUCUGUCCCUCGUGGCUGAUGGGGUGAUGUCUCUCUCUUGCGAGGCCCUCCGCGCACACGUGGAGUCGUUUGACGCCGAGCACGUGCACAAGUGCGAGGCUGACGUGGCAUCCGAUCUGCGCACUCUUCUCCUCGGAUCGAAGAACGUUAAUCCCCGCCAGGGAGGUGUCGAUGUGGGAUGCGUACGGGCGGUGCCGCAGCUGCACGGCCCGCUGAGAGAAACGAUCAAACUGGCCGGAAGCGCAGUGCGCGCCGAGCUCAACGCCGUGGGGGGGUCACCAGCUGUCGGCGUCGGCGGUGGAAGCGACAAACGAGCGGGAAACGCAACCAUGACGGAGCCGUCCGCCACGGUCUUUCUCUACCUGGGCAACGUUGUGCGGUGCCUGAGCGGAGCCGCGACCGCAUCUGGAUCCCGAUGCGCGGAACUCUGCAGCAUAUCCUCCUCCUCUCUCGUUUCCUCUUCUCCCCUCCCUACACAAGGACGCGAUCGCCACAUUGGGAUCCAGAUGGACGCGAUCGCCAAUGUGGAUGGUGGUGAUGAUGACAGUGGGAGGAGUGGCAGUAAUUCUGAGAAUGGGGGCGAGGGUGGGGCUGGCACGGUCAGUCCGCAGCUGACCUGUAUCUGUAUGGCAGAUGCCAGAGAUAGCGCGGUCGCUCGCGCGAAAGUUGUGGCCAAAGGGGUGAUGGAGCUUUUGGCGGGAGGAGGAGGUGGCGCCGAGUCGUCGGGGGUCGGGGGUGCGGACGGGAUCCGGGCCGCACUGUUGGCUUUCCGAUCGGUGCGCGACUGCCGUGAGGUGUUCGCCGUGGAAGCCUGGAUGGCCGCAGCGGUUGUGAGAGAGAGGGAGGCGGCUAUGGCGGCGGCGCCGAAGAAAGAGAAAAAACUUGCUGGCGAUGGCGGCGGAGAGAAGAAAGCGGGUGCGCGGUCGGGAGGGGGAGGAGGAGGAGGAGGAGGAGGAGAACAACCGGUGAAGGCCAAGAAAGGCGGUGGUGGUGGUGGUCCCGGCGCUUCGCUCGGGAAGGGAAGCGCUUUGGUGCGGUCUUAUGUGGACACGUGUCGGCUUGAGACAUCACCGGCGGCCGAUGAGGGUGAAUCCAAGACGACGUCGAUGACGUCAUCAUUAUCGUCGUCGAUUGCUGCGGAAAUCUCGUCUACGAGCGCCGGCUUGGAUCCGCGUGUGGCGGCGGAACGACUUGGCGCGCUUCUGGACGCCUUGCGAGCGGUCGUUGAGAGCAACGAAGCGCGCCGCAAGCCGAAGAUCCCCAAGGGCACGCGCGAUUUCACCCCUGGGCAGAUGGCAGUCCGGGAGAAAGCCUUCGGCACGAUCGUGGGGGUGUUCAAGCGCCACGGCGCUGUGGCCAUCGACACGCCGGUGUUCGAGUUGAGGGAGACGUUGAUGGGAAAGUACGGGGAAGAUUCCAAGUUGAUCUACGAUCUCGCCGAUCAGGGAGGCGAAAUCCUGUCCCUUCGUUACGAUCUCACGGUCCCUUUCGCUCGAUAUCUGGCCACGCACAACGAGGGCAAUUUGAAAAGGUAUCAUAUUGCUAGGGUUUACAGGAGGGACAAUCCUGCAAAAGGCCGGUACAGGGAGUUCUAUCAGUGUGAUUUUGACAUAGCAGGUCAAUACCCGACGAUGGUUCCCGACUCUGAGGUGUUGAAAGUACUGACAGAGAUCCUAGAUGAUCUGAACAUCGGUGAUUACGAGAUCAAGCUGAAUCACAGGGUGCUGUUGGAUGCGACGUUGGAGAUAGCCGGGGUCCCGACGGCGAAGUUCCGUACGAUCUGCUCCGCUAUCGACAAGCUGGACAAAGAGACGCCCGAGAAAGUCAAAGCGGAGAUGGUCGAAGAGAAAGGAUUAUCGGAGGAAGUUGCAGAGAAAGUUCUGGGGAUGGUUCUGCGAAAGGGAAGACCCCUGGAGCUGUUGGAACAGCUCAGGAGGCCUAGUAGCGCUGAAGAUAGCUCCUCCUCCUCGUUCAUGAAGCAUCCGAAGGCGGCGGCGGCACUAGACGACUUGUCGCUCUUGUUCUCUUACUUGGAUGCUAUGAAGGCGAUUCACAGAGUGGUGUUCGACUUGAGCCUGGCCAGAGGACUCGAUUACUACACGGGGGUCAUCUACGAGGCGGUAUUUAAGGGGACUACGCAAGUGGGUUCGAUCGCGGCGGGAGGAAGAUACGACAACCUGGUCGGGAUGUUCAGCGGCAAGCAAGUCCCGGCCGUCGGUGUAAGUCUGGGGAUCGAACGGGUGUUGGCCAUCAUGAUGGAGGAUUGUGAGUCGUCGGUGAGGAAGACCCAGACCGAGGUCUUGGUAGCUAGCAUUGGACCUAACCUGUUGAAAACGAGGAUGGCCAUUGCGUCGGAACUAUGGACGGCCAAGAUCAAGGCGGAAUUCGUCUUCUCUCCCGCUCCCAAUCUCCAGAAACAACUGACUUAUGCACAGGAAGCAGGUAUUCCAUGGAUGGUUAUCUUUGGGGGGGAUGAGAUAGGGAAGGGGGUAGUUCAGAUCAGAGACCUUUUGACGAGGAAGCAAGAUGAGGUAGCUAAGGACGAUCUCGUGGAGGAGCUUAAGACGCGUCUGAACGCUGGUCGGGAUCCCAAGGAACCGCCCGUCGUCGUCCAGUAGAAGAGAACCAGGUUCAAAGAAUCAGGGUUUCUAUUUAGUCGGCAGGAGGUCCCAUCAAGUCCGACAGGGUCUAAUGAGAUGAGAUAUGAAAUGCAGUUGGGGUUGGGGUUUUGAGUAGAGAGGUGGUCUAAUUAGGUCUAAUUAGGUCCAAUUAAGUCCGACCGAUCAGAUCAGUCGCGAUUGGGCGAUCUGUCAAUCGAUCGGAGAUUGAACAUUGAGUUGGAAUCAUCGGCAUUCGAAUCGGCGUUAAAUGGAGAACUGGCAGUGGAUUGAAAGGCAGUGGAGUUGGAACUGACAGUGGAUUGAAAGGCAGACAGGGAUGGGGGGGGGGGGGUAGUUGAAGAAUCUCUCUUUCUUUGUGUUCCCUCGAGAAAACAGUUUCGUGUUCGCUUAGGGGCUACAUUCGAAAUUC
Chara braunii is the source of this 4218-nucleotide messenger RNA. The record is from the annotation of a GenBank genome assembly. NCBI's taxonomy places the organism in Eukaryota, Viridiplantae, Streptophyta, Charophyceae, Charales, Characeae.